Messenger RNA from Pistacia vera, 1098 nucleotides. RefSeq names its product L10-interacting MYB domain-containing protein-like. The record is from RefSeq and is a predicted model, not a curated record. The transcript has 5 exons. The coding region runs from base 1 to 1098 and encodes 365 amino acids. NCBI's taxonomy places the organism in Eukaryota, Viridiplantae, Streptophyta, Magnoliopsida, Sapindales, Anacardiaceae.
AUGGUGAAAUUAUGUACGGGAUUGGAGGCAACAGGCAAGCACCCCUCUCUCGCCAUUCUCCGGUUUCCCGGCAAAAUCUCCGUUCAGAGUAGAAGCACAACUGACAUUUCACAUGCACCAACUAAAGAGAUCACCUGGGUGGAAAAUCAACUACAGUUGUGGAUGGAUAGUGAAGCCAGUCAACAGCACAAGCAAGAACGUUCAAGAACAAGGUGGACGGCAUCACUGGACAAGGUAUUUGCGGACCUGGUAGUCAAGCAGAUUCAACUGGGAAACAGACCAAAUAAUGUUUUCGACAAGAAAACGUGGAAUCAUAUUCGUGAUGAGUUUAACAGGCAAACAGAACUCAACUUCAAUAACAACCAAUUGAGAAAGCACCUAGAUGUUCUACGGACACGCUACUAUAAUCUGAAGUCUGCUUAUAAUCCAAACGACUUUGCUAUUGAGGACUCUUGUUGCAUUGGAUUUGACCUGUGGGAAGACAUUGCGGCACAGCCCAGACCAGACACCAUUAAAGUCAAGGACUGCCCAAUAUAUGAGCAGCUAUGUGCAAUUUUCACUGAUACUUCACCAGAUGGGAAAUAUGCACAAUCAAGUCACUUUGAAGGAUUUGACAAAUCUUUUGGGCAUAAUAAUGUGAUCUUAAAUUCAGUCCCAGAGGCUGAAACCCAACAUCCCAAGAAUCCAUCAUCUUCAAGGUUGAUACAAGGAAAUGCUUUGUCACCAGAGAAGGUGACGAAGAAUAUAGCCGAGAGAAAAAGGAAACAACAAUCUGAGACACGAACUUCGUUGGGUCAAAGCAGAAGAGAUCAAGAAAUACUUAAAGCCAUGGCCGGAGCUAUGUUAGAGAUGGUUGCUGCUUCAAAGUUGAGGACAGGGAUGACAACACAGAUUGAUGAAAGAUUUAGUAUAACUAAUUGCAUUAAAGCACUGGAUGAGAUGGAAGCCAUUGAUGAACAACUCUACUUCGCAGCCUUGGACCUCUUUGAUGAUCCCAACUUAAGGGAAACCUUUAUAUCUUUGAAAGGUGACAAAAUAAGAUUGACCUGGUUGCAAGGGAAGCGUGGUAAAAAUAUAACCACAUGUAGUUUAAGUUAG